Molecule: messenger RNA, 3602 nt
Organism: Homalodisca vitripennis (glassy-winged sharpshooter)
Lineage: Eukaryota; Metazoa; Arthropoda; Insecta; Hemiptera; Cicadellidae
Product: glucose dehydrogenase [FAD, quinone]-like
Exons: 5
Coding region: 160-2013 (617 amino acids)
Molecular function (GO): oxidoreductase activity, acting on CH-OH group of donors; flavin adenine dinucleotide binding
Source: RefSeq, a predicted model, not a curated record
GGUUAUUGCGCGUGCGCACAGUCACCGCGCACACUCACCGGGUGUCAGUGAGGCAGUCCCGGGUUGAAGAGGGGGCAAGGUAUUGCAUCUACCCAACGAAGGUUAUCACAGUAUCAGUGCAAUCCUGGACACCACGUGGAUCAGAGAACUGCAGAAGCCAUGCAUGUCAAGUUGUGGUGUGCAGCACCUGUGGUGCUGCUAGCCCUCGUACUUGGAGGCUACGCUCAGACCUUGGGUGGUGUGUUCAAAUUCCUCCUCGAAGGGGUCAGACACAGCAACUUGGAACCCAAGGAUCGAAACACGUUCCUCAAGGAGUACGACUUCAUCGUGGUCGGCGCUGGCUCUGCCGGCUGUGUGGUCGCCAACAGGCUCACUGAGAAUCCAGAAUGGAAAGUUUUACUUAUUGAAGCAGGUCAAGAAGAAAACUAUGUUAUGGAUAUUCCAAUUGUGGCCAACCUACUGCAGUUCUCUGAUGCCAACUGGAAGUACACCACUGUGUCGUCCAAGACGUACUGUUUAGCAAUGGACCAGCAGCGCUGCAAGAUCCCUCGUGGUAAGGUGAUGGGCGGCAGCAGUGUCCUCAACUAUAUGAUCUUCACUCGAGGCAACCAUCGUGACUACGACCAAUGGGCCGCAAUGGGCAACAAAGGCUGGAGCUUCCGUGAUGUUCUACCCUAUUUCAAGAAGUCUGAGGACAUCGACAUACCUAGCAUGAUGGGAGAUACCAAAUACCACCACCGUGGUGGGUACCUCACCGUCUCCAACCCUCCCUUCCGUUCCCCCCUCGGCGUGGCCUUUGUCCAGGCUGGUCUUGAGACCGGCCAGAGAUAUGUGGACUACAAUGCUGCCACACAACCUGGCUUUGCUUACCAUCAGGCCAGCAUGAAAAAUGGUACAAGAUGGAGUACAUCAAGAGCAUUCUUGCAUCCGAUAAACAACAGGAAAAACCUUUUUGUGACCAAAAAUAGCCAUGUUACCAGGGUCAUUAUAGAUUCUACUACAAAGCGUGCAUCUGGUGUAGAGUUUGUGAAGAAUGGUCGUAAGUACUAUGUAGGAGCUCGUAAAGAAGUGAUCCUAAGUGCGGGUGCCAUCAAUUCUCCACAGAUACUGAUGUUAUCAGGGGUGGGUCCUAAAAGCCAUCUGGAGAGUCUCAGAAUACCUGUGAUCAAGAAUCUUCCUGUGGGAGACAACCUACAGGAUCAUGUAGCUCUGGGUGGCAUGACUUUUCUCGUGAAUGACUCUGUUAGUAUCAAGGUAGAGAGAGUACUGCAAGACACUGCUACUGUGAACAACUUCAUCAACUACCACAAUGGCUGGCCUUCUAUUCCAGGUGGCUCUGAGGCAAUUGGUUUCUAUGACCUGCAAAAUCCAAACAACCCUGAUGGAUAUCCAGAUCUUGAAUUGCUUUUUAUUGCAGGAACUUUAUCAGCUGAACCUACCCUUAAAAAGAACUUUGGAAUCUCAGAUGCUAUCUACAAUUAUAUGUUCAAAAGUACUGAGCAACGAGACGGUUUCAUGGUCUUUCCUAUGGUGCUUCGUCCAAAAAGCAAAGGAUCUGUUAGGCUAAGAGACAGAAAUCCAUUUCACAGUCCCAUCAUAGACAUGGGAUACUUCUCGGAUCCUUCAGACUUAGAUAUUCUUGUUGCUGGUGUCAGGAAAACUCAACAGCUUAUUAACACCAGGCCAUUCAAAAAAUACAAUGCCCAGUUGUUAAGAUCUGUAAUCCCUGGAUGCAGGCAGUUCAAAUUCAACUCAGAUGAUUACUGGAAGUGUCAUGCGAGACACUUUUCAUUCACCAUCUACCAUCAGUCAUGCACCUGCAAAAUGGGACCUGCUCAGGACCCGACAUCUGUGGUGGACUCCAGGUUACGAGUGCACGGAAUCCGUGGGCUGAGGGUGAUAGAUGCAUCCGUGAUGCCUAAGAUCCCAGCAGCUCAUACAAAUUCCCCCACUAUCAUGAUUGGAGAGAAGGGAUCGGAUAUGAUCAAGCAGGACUGGGGCAUCCGGACAUGAUCUGUUAAUCAGCCACCUAGGCUGCCGGAUCCCCCAACACCUCAACUUGUGUGAUACUAGGUUAAGCUCUCCGUUCUCAACAAAUUGACAGCAUGUGAACUUAGGCUCUCCACACACACUUGAACUUAAUUGCCAUUGUGUGAAAUAUAUUGCCAUAGUUUAAUAUGUUAUUGUUGUAGCAAAUAUUAUAGUUAAUAUUAAGUUUUUAGUUUAUACAAACUAUGCUGUGUUAUUAUUUUAUAUGAGAUGUCUGAUAGAACAUCAUAGUAGUGUAGAUUAAUAAGAUGAAUUUAUUAGUAAAAAAUUAAAUUAACUAUGCAAGAUUUUAUUGAAUCACUAAUCUUUAAUUUUCACUAUUAAUACACGUAACGAAUUAUUCUGAAACAUGAGUCAGUUCAUAUUCACAUUUUUCAGUUCAUAAUCAUUGCUAAUACCUGUACAAUAAAAAAAGCUGUUUUACAAAACUUAUAAAAUCAUAAAUAACUUAAAUAAUGUUACGGUAGUUUGUUUUGUAUUAUGUACAAGUCAGUCAAUAUUCAUUCCACUUGAUGAUGUUUAGCUUAUUCACAUGUUUUCAAUUAGAAGAGUGUUCAGAAAACAUAAAAUAAAGAAUUAUUUUAAUGAAAAUAAAAUAUAUGUAUAAAAAUACACUAUCCGGAGAAUUUUCAAACCUAAGUCAGAAAAGUUUAAACAUUUUUGUAUUUUAUAUUAUAUUUAUCAGUAAAUUAUGGGUUUCAUCUACACUGUAAAUGCAAAAAAUAAAACCUUUAAUAGUAUAAAAACCGAUAAAUUUAAUUAUAAAAAUUAAAUAAAACAAUAAAUUAUUUUAAUGUGAUGCAGCAAAUUUCAAUGCUAUAAGUGACACCAAUGGUAUAAAAAUGUAAUUUCCUCUACAAUAUACAUGAGUACAGGACAUAUCUAUGUAUAAUUGUAUUUAUAUCUAUUUAUACUUUAAACUACAAUAAGAAAUCACAAAUAACACUACAGGAAGUACAAACAUUAUUAAGAGGACACACAACUAACAUUAGGCUUAUUAGAGUAAAUCUUAGUAUAAAUUAUAUUUGACUUGGCAACCUGGGGACAGUCUUCUUGUAAAUAAAGAAACAUUUGGAAAACCACAUCUGGAGUUGAUGGUCAUGAUGUUAAAAACAGAUAGAUCGUUAUGACUGAUCAUAAUAUUAGACAGAUCGAAUCAAAUGUAAAUAUUAUACUCUUUAUUACAUAGAACCUUUAACUUCACAGAAUUUAAAAUUUAGACACUCCGAUAAAUAUUUUCAAAUGAUAACAGCAUAAACAUAAAAAUGCUGUUGAAAUGUUUGUUAUAAGACCUACUUAAGGAAAAAUUAAGUGGUGUAUGUACUGUCCAGAAGUUAAUAUAUAAAUGAAGAUCAUUUUAUUUACAAUAUAGUAUUAAAAAAUAUUUCUAAAAUAAGGAUAAAUAUUGUUCCUUGUUCAUAUGACAUUAUAAAGGAUAAUUUAUAUUAAUUAUUAAUUUAUAUCUUAGUAAGAUUGUGUUUAUUUAUUGUUUAUGAUUCAAACCAAACUUACAUACAUGUAUUGUAAAUAUUAAACCAAAUGAUUUAUUAGAA